AUGUCGGAACUACGUCAGCGACCGACAGCGAAAGCUGAUAAACCAAGUACACCACAGCCCCGAAAGCAGUCCAGAGACGAAGCAGACUAUGGCAUCAGCCUGUUGGACAUAAUCCGCGUGGUGGUGGUUCUAGCCAUUGGAUCCCUGGGCCUAUCGUAUUAUAUGACGGACUCCGAAUCCGUGCUCUGGGGUUACAGACCAUGGUAUACACGCUGGCCAGUGGUGAAGCAGUGGGUGCAAGGUCCAGUGACCCUCACUCCUAGCCAGCUCGCCCUCUAUAAUGGCACCGACGCGACUCUGCCCCUCUACGUGGUUGUCAACGGGACCAUAUUCGAUGUCUCGGCGAACAGACUGAUCUACGGACCCGGUGGGAACUACAACUUCUUCGCGGGACGGGACGCAACGCGCGCCUUUGUGACGGGCUGCUUCAAGGAGGAUCUUACGCCGGACAUGCGCGGCGUGGAGACUAUGUUUUUGCCGGUUGAGGAUGUCGAGGAGACCUUGACGUCUGGACAAAUCAAGAUCCGACGCGAUAAGGAAUUGCGAGAGGCGAAGGCCAAGGUCGAGGGCGCAGUGAAGCGGUGGGUGGCGUUCUUCCGGAAUCACAAGACAUACUUCGAAGCGGGGAAGGUGGUUGGUGGUGAGGUCACGGGGGAGCCGUGGCCACUUUGUGAGAGCGCGCAGAAACAGCGACCGAAGAGGAGUGCGAUGGAGUCGUAG
Messenger RNA from Penicillium brevicompactum, 720 nucleotides. Its product is annotated as putative heme/steroid binding domain protein. NCBI's taxonomy places the organism in Eukaryota, Fungi, Ascomycota, Eurotiomycetes, Eurotiales, Aspergillaceae. The transcript is spliced from 2 exons. Gene Ontology annotation, cellular component: membrane; endomembrane system. Bases 1 to 720 code for a protein of 239 amino acids. The record is from RefSeq and is a predicted model, not a curated record.